CCGGAACUGAUUGGUUGGCAUUGGCAACGUUUUAGCCAGCUCUAACGGCGUACCCAGUGUGUGAAUAAAGAAAUCGAAAGGAACGAUUAUACAAAGAAUUCAGCUGAGGACUUGAACCUUCGUAUCCUUCAAAUCUACUCACCACAGAGGAGCGAGGAGCGAGUACAGACUGCAAACAGAAUGACCAGCUCAUCAGCUCCCAGGAUGGUGAAUAGUUACAAGAGGACCUCAAGCCCCCGAUCCCCUACUAACAGUGGGGAGCUCUUUACUCCAGCACAUGAAGAAAAUGUGCGCUUUAUACAUGAUACCUGGCAGUGUGUGCUCAGAGACAUCAGAUCAACACAAAAUAGUGAACGUAAUGACCGUGGACCACAGGAGUAUGUGGAGAAGAACCCAAAUCCUAACCUCCAUUCUUUCACACCAGUGGACCUGAGUGACCUCAAAAAACGCAACACACAGGACUCUAAGAAGUCCUAGUCUUUCUCACAAUGAUCCUGUCGCUUAUUUCCUCCCGUUAUUCUCAAGAACUUUUUCCUCCAUCAGCCCUUUGUCAGCCAGAAAGUUAGCCCUGUUGGCCAGUCUAACGCAGAAUGCAAAUCUCAUUUCUAAACUCUGGACGGUUGCAACCCUCACCUUUAUUGUCCUCUACAACUGGCUAAGAAGAAAAGAACUGGGAUUUCAGGGAGCAAACACUCUCCCUUCUCUUGGUUCAUAUUUUUCCAAGUCACAAAAUCUUCAUAUGUUUAUUCUUUUUGUGGAUGGGACUGAUGCAAGCGUUGAUCUAAAUUUGCUGACAUCCAAUGCUGAGGUACAAACUGUUGCUCCACAGGACACAAAAGACUGCAGUCUUAAAUACAAUACUACUACCACUUAUAUGACUCUGGAGGAAAAUGUGAAAGGGCUGACUUCUAUUUUUUUCUUUUACUUUGUUUGUUUUGGAAGAUAGACUGAUAAAUUGUAGAAGUAAUUGGAACGGUCACAUUGGAUAUACACUUUAAGGGCAAGUUUUGGAAGCCAAAACACGGUGUAGAAGGCCAACGUUUUUAUUAUAUGUUUUCUUGCCCUUGGAUGGACUUUAUUAAGUAGAGGCCUCCCCAAGUACGCUGCCCUUGGUUAACCCCCUCCCCUAAGCCUUGAAACAAAAUGUUGAAUAAAAGACUUUUACAGUA
Molecule: messenger RNA, 1169 nt
Organism: Amphiprion ocellaris (clown anemonefish)
Lineage: Eukaryota; Metazoa; Chordata; Actinopteri; Pomacentridae
Gene: mcrip1
Product: MAPK regulated corepressor interacting protein 1
Exons: 5
Coding region: 181-477 (98 amino acids)
Source: RefSeq, a predicted model, not a curated record